Molecule: messenger RNA, 1617 nt
Organism: Gracilinanus agilis (Agile Gracile Mouse Opossum)
Lineage: Eukaryota; Metazoa; Chordata; Mammalia; Didelphimorphia; Didelphidae
Gene: DDB2
Product: damage specific DNA binding protein 2
Exons: 10
Coding region: 1-1443 (480 amino acids)
Biological process (GO): response to UV; DNA repair
Cellular component (GO): nucleus; Cul4-RING E3 ubiquitin ligase complex
Molecular function (GO): protein binding; damaged DNA binding
Source: RefSeq, a predicted model, not a curated record
AUGGCCCCUAAGCGAUCGGCGGGCCGCGGCAAGAGGAGCUUCCUGCCUCCGGAGCCGCCCCCGGCCAAGAGGCGGUGUGUGUGGACUCCCGGCCGCGGAUGCCGGCUGCCAGCCCGGGACUCGGGCCAAAGGGAUGAUGCUUCAGGCUGGAAUCAGACUGGGUUGACUGGUCAGAGGGAAUACCCUCAUAGCAUCAUCUGGGCUCUAUGCCAACGUAAGCUGGGCAGAGCUCCUCGGGCAUCGUUCCAGCAGUGUCUUCAGCAGACCUUUUUGCACUCUCUGGACUCUUACCGACUUUUCCGAACAGCCAGUCCCUUUGACCGGAGAACGACGUGCCUGGAGUGGCAUCCAGCUCACCCCAGCACUCUGGCCGUGGGUUCCAAGGGUGGAGACAUCAUCCUCUGGGACUAUGAAGUGCUGAACAAAACCUAUUUCAUUAAAGGGAUUGGAGCAGGAGGGAGCAUCACUGGGAUGAAGUUUAACCCUCUCAAUACCAACCAGCUGUUCAUUUCUUCAGUGGAGGGGACCACCACUCUGAAGGACUUUCUGGGCAACACAAUUCGAGUUUUCACCAGAACAAACACUUGGGACAAUUGGUACACCAGUGUGGAUGUGUCUGCCAAAAGCCGCGUGGUGGUCACAGGAGACAGUGUGGGCAAUGUGAUUUUGCUGAACAUGGAUGGCAAAGAGGUCUGGAAUCUUAGACUUCACAAAAAGAAGGUGACCCAUGUAGCUCUGAAUCCUCACUGUGACUGGUUGCUGGCCACAGCCUCAGUGGACCAAACGGUGAAAAUCUGGGACUUGCGCCAGGUCAGAGGGAAAUCUUGCUUCGUUCACUGGAUGCCUCAUGAGCGUGCUGUCAAUGCAGCUUAUUUCAGUCCAGAUGGGGCCAGACUCUUGACCACAGACCAGCACAGCGAGAUCCGGGUAUACUCGGCCUCCCAUUGGACAAGUCCCCAGCUUCUCAUUCCCCACCCUCAUCGCCACUUCCAGCACCUCACACCCAUCAAGGCAACAUGGCAUCCUCGUUAUGACCUCAUUGUGGUGGGGCGGUACCCAGACCCCAAUUUUGCAGGUUUCACUCCUCAUGAGCCUCGGACGGUUGACUUAUUUGACGGCAGCUCUGGGAAGAUGGUGUGUCAGCUUCAUGAUCCAGAUUGCUCUGGCAUCAUCUCGCUAAACAAGUUUAAUCCCAUGGGGGACACCUUGGCCUCUACAAUGGGUUACAACAUUCUUAUCUGGAGCCCAGAGGAGGCUGUGAGAAGGAAGCAGGAGGGACUGAUCAAGGCCAUGAGUGAACAAGGACUAGGGAGGGAUUGUUUAGCCCACCGAUGCGCCCGUCGAAGCAGGCCUGGCCCAACCUCUAGUAGAGAGCAGCAGAAAUGUCUGCGUCUGCAAGGGGAAGCAAGAAGCAAAUGCAAAGGGAAGGAUCCAGGGCCCUGAAGGAUGGAGUCCCUGCUGCAGUGAGUACAGGUCAAGACCUUCUUCUCUGGAAGGCUGGGACUCAAAUGUUGAGAAGUAAGGCUGGGGGAUAGCAGUUGCCUCCCCUGGGUUGGCCUGCCAGGCUGGUGAUUUCAUUUUGGAUUGUUGAUGGUCAAUAAAGUAGUAUCUAUUUGG